AUGGCCCCAUCGCCCAACUCGCUAGAUAUUCUUGAUUCACAAAUCAAACUGGAGUUUAAAGAUGCAUAUCUUACGAAAUUAAAUCAGUUUCGUGAGGAGAGCCAAACGUAUUGGGAGUUUAGUAUUGUUCCUGGUAUGUUUAAGCAGUCGGACCCAGAAACUGAUGAGUCGCUGUUUAACUACUUGGAUGAACACUUUGGCAAGAUUGGCACGUGGGAUGAUAUUGUUUCCCAACUAAAUAUUCUUAAUGCUGAGGCUGAGCCAAAUGUACAGUACAAGAUCCUUUACUUGUUUCGACAUUAUGCGGGGUAUCACAAUUUGGCACAUUUGAAAUACGGAAACGAUGCUUGGAAUGAGUACUGGUCCAAAAUCAAUGGCGAUGGUGAAAUGACAUGGGGUCCCGAUGCCAACUUGACUACUGAAAGUGUAGAGUUGGCGAAACUGAAUAGUCGGUUAAUCUCGAAGGAGUUGAGAAACAAUGCAAAUGGAGACUCGUCACUUAUUGCGCCACAGAAGUUGUAUGUGUCUCCAUUGUCUCGUGCUGUGGACACGUUGUUUUAUACUUGGAAUGAAAUUCUUGAUCUCAAACUGAUCCAGCCAAGAAUACAAGAGAACUGGAGGGAGACGAUGGGUGUGCAUACUUGUGAUAAAAGGUCCUCUAGGUCUAUUAUCGAUGAGCGAUUUACACACAAGGGUUUCCAAAUUGAGCUGAGUUUAACUGAAGAAGAUGAACUAUAUCAAGAUGAUUAUAGAGAAACAGUAGAUGAACAAGCAAUGAGAAUGAACUCGGCGUUGCAACAAUUGUUUACUGAAUGUGGUAGAAAUGAACUGAUUAUUGCGAUAACAAGUCACAGCGGCAGUAUACGGACACAGUUGAUGGUAUUGGGCCACAGAUCAUUUGCAGUGCAAACCGGUGGAAUGAUUCCCGUUUUCGUCAAAGCUGUGAGAAACGAAAACUAA
Lodderomyces elongisporus is the source of this 960-nucleotide messenger RNA. RefSeq names its product putative phosphomutase (gene PMU3). Gene Ontology annotation, cellular component: cytoplasm. The record is from RefSeq and is a predicted model, not a curated record. The transcript has a single exon. The coding region runs from base 1 to 960 and encodes 319 amino acids. Gene Ontology annotation, molecular function: phosphatase activity. Lineage: Eukaryota; Fungi; Ascomycota; Pichiomycetes; Serinales; Debaryomycetaceae.